Insectozyma verbasci is the source of this 702-nucleotide messenger RNA. The record is from the annotation of a GenBank genome assembly. Lineage: Eukaryota; Fungi; Ascomycota; Pichiomycetes; Serinales; Debaryomycetaceae.
AUGCCUCUUUGUGGUAGUGGUCCAAAAACUAGUAUGUAUUAUUAUAGCGACUAUUAAAUUCAUAUACUAACGCUUUUAGUACAACGAAAAAUUGUUAUUUUAGGAGAUGGUGCCUGUGGUAAAACUUCAUUAUUAAAUGUUUUUACAAGAGGUUAUUUUCCUCAAGUUUAUGAACCAACUGUUUUUGAAAAUUAUGUGCAUGAUAUUUUUAUUGAUGGACAAUCUGUUCAAUUGAGUUUAUGGGAUACUGCUGGUCAAGAAGAAUUUGAUAGAUUAAGAUCUUUAUCAUAUUCUGAUACUCAUUGUAUAAUGUUAUGUUUUUCAGUUGAUUCUCCUGAUUCAUUAGAAAAUGUUCAAAGUAAAUGGGUUGGAGAAAUUGCUGAUCAUUGUGAAGGUGUUAAAUUAGUAUUGGUGGCAUUAAAGUGUGAUUUAAGAAAUAAUGAAGAUGAACCUGAACAUCAUCAAUAUAAUAAUUAUAAUCAACAACAAAAUCCUUAUGGAUCAAAUAAAAGAUUAAUAUCUUAUGAUGAGGGUUUAGCUGUUGCCAAAAGAAUCGGAGCUUUAAGAUAUUUAGAAUGCUCAGCUAAAAAGAAUAAAGGUGUUAAUGAAGCAUUUUCAGAAGCUGCUAGAUGCGCUUUAAAUGCAAGACCAAAAGGUGCAAAUGAUAAUGAACCAGAAAAGAAAGGAUGUAUAAUAGUGUGA